Molecule: messenger RNA, 1149 nt
Organism: Prorocentrum cordatum
Lineage: Eukaryota; Dinophyceae; Prorocentrales; Prorocentraceae
Source: the annotation of a GenBank genome assembly
AUGGAAAUCGUGGAGGUAGCGCCGAUGCAGCGUCGGUCGGCGUUGACUGAGUGCCGAUGCGUGUUGGUGCAGCGCCGAUGUCGCAAAAGUCAACAGGAUGGUGCGGGAGACUCCCGCGAGUUGCCCCAGGAGAUUUCGUGGGCUGGGGCCGGACGACUUCCCCUUGCCUGGCGCGCGGGGCGCGCCAGGGGCGGCGUCGGAGGCGUCGCCAGGGGGGUCCAGUGCCAGGCCCAAGCAAUCCGCGUGGACCUCCGACAGUCGAUGUUCGCGCGUGUUUUUUUGCGUUUUCCUAGCUUCGCUGGGCUGCUGCCGAUGGUGAAGCGGAUGUCCACCAGAGACGACGGGCUUCUAUCCGUGUACAAAGUGUGCGCCCACAACUGUUUCGACCAGGAGCAGGUGCACUCCCUGCGGCCAGAUGAGCUGCAGCCCCUGGAUGGCCAGGGCUCUUUGAACACCACCUGGGACUUCGGAUUCGGCGCAGGCGGGAGUGGCGUAGAUUUGAUCGACGACUUCCAUAGGCAGGUGGAUUCGUCGCUUCGUGACUGCGACGCUGUGAGCUUGAAUCGACGGUUGUAUCUAAUUCAUUUGUUCCAGCACUAUGUCACGUCGUACCAUCAGGACACGCACGUGCCGCCGCACUUCACGAUUUACAACCAGGUUUGCGGCUACAGCGUCUUCCACUUCCUGCCGCUGCUGGUCGGCCUGUAUGUGACCCACGUCGGGAGGGCUGGCCCGCUCGAGCUCCAGAGGGUCCUGGGCGAGCUGGACCGCCGGGGCGUGGGGUCGCUGGGGACGCUGGGGCCGGACAGGGUGGCGCUGAUCACGCCGUUCGGCUCGCACGGCGUCUGGGUGCCGUCCGUCGCGCACAACCCGUCGCUCAGGCCCUUCGAGGUGUCGCUCAUCCGGGCGGCGGAGCUGUACGCGCGCCCCGUGCUCGACCGCACCAGGCAGGCGCUGCGCGGCGGGCGGUGGAACCACGCCGUGGAGCCCACGGCCGCGGAGCAGGCGCAGGCCCGGGCGUUCGCGGCGGCCCAGGAGCGGAUCUGCGAGGACCUGGGCCUGACCAGGUCGGAGUGGGCCCUGCUGGCCCGGGAGACCUGGGAGGCCUGGUCGCAGGACAGCGACGAGGAGCAGGAGCGCUGCCAGUGA